Molecule: messenger RNA, 857 nt
Organism: Fundulus heteroclitus (mummichog)
Lineage: Eukaryota; Metazoa; Chordata; Actinopteri; Cyprinodontiformes; Fundulidae
Gene: pebp1
Product: phosphatidylethanolamine binding protein 1
Exons: 4
Coding region: 98-661 (187 amino acids)
Biological process (GO): negative regulation of MAPK cascade
Source: RefSeq, a predicted model, not a curated record
GGCACGUGAACGCAGCACUCCUGGUAGUUUCUGCGCGCUCGCAGCGGAGCAGCGGUCCAGUCAGCAGCACGGCCUGAAAACAGAAGAUAACUAGAAAAUGCCCGUGGAUCUGAGCCAGUGGUCCGGGCCCCUCGCCUUGCAGGAGGUGGAGGACAAACCUGCGGCGCCUCUGACCGUCAAAUACGGCUCUCUGGAGAUCGACGAGCUCGGCAAAGUGCUCACCCCGACGCAGGUGCAGAAUCGACCCACCUGCAUCGAGUGGGAAGGAUGUGACCCCAGUAAACUGUACACUUUGGCCCUGACCGACCCUGACGCCCCCAGCAGGAAAGAUCCCAAGUUUAGAGAGUGGCACCACUUUCUGGUGGUCAACAUGAAGGGGAACGACGUCUCCUCUGGGUGUGUCCUGUCCGACUACGUGGGAUCGGGUCCUCCCAAGGGUACAGGUCUGCACAGGUACGUGUGGCUGGUGUACGAGCAGCCGGCCAGCCUGUCCUGCUCGGAGACCGUCCUCACCAACCGAUCUGGAGACGGUCGCGGCAAGUUCAAGCUCCAGACUUUCAGGAAGAAGUACAACCUGGGGGCGCCGGUGGCCGGGACCUGCUACCAGGCUGAGUGGGACGAUUAUGUGCCUAAACUGUAUGAGCAGCUGGCGGGAAAAUAAGGGGCAAGGACCCGCAGCACGAGUGUUUCACAGCAGGGUUCAUCCACUGGAAAUGUUCUGUUCUUUUAAGGAAAAAAAAAGCUGUUUUACGCCACUUUUUGUGUUUUAACCUGCGUUUCUGUAAGCUGUUAUAAGAAAGACACCUUCUCAAAAUGGAAUCAGUUCUUCUACCUUGCAAUAAAGUUUUAAAACACGG